CGUUUGAUCAAUGUACAGUUCGUGGGUCAGUGAGAGUAACUUGAACAACUUUCCUAUGAAAACCGUCCAUUGGAAGAACUUCUUUAUACGGCGUGGCUAGAAACAUCCUCAUUCUUGCUCGACGACUCCUCAAACCGUUCUCACAAGCUGAAAUGCCGGUCGGAGACUCCGAACGUCCCUUGCUGUCGCUGGGGUUGUGGCUUGCUAAAGAAGCGAGUGAUGCAAUUCCAAGAGCUACUACGACACUGCUUGUCAUAGCAAUUGCAGCUCUUGGUUUUUUCUCUUUGUUAAAGAGGCGAAGGAUUGCGAAGGCUCCAUUGCCACCGGGGCCCCAAGGAGUGCCGUUCCUUGGGUACCUCCCAUUCCUUGGGGCCAACCUCCACCGGAAGUUUGCCGAAUUGGCCGAGACCUACGGCCACAUCUACAAACUCCAGCUUGGAAGCAAGUUGUAUGUCGUGGUUAGCUCCCCGUCGCUGGCCAAAGAAAUUGUGCGGGACCAGGACAUGAUGUUUGCCAAUCGGGACCCGAACAUCGCCACUACCAUCGCGACAUACGGCGCAAUGGACAUUGCCUUCUCGAGCCAGGGACCUCACUGGAGGAAUCUCCGCAAACUGUUCGUACGGAAGGUAAUGAGCAACGCGAGCCUCGAUGCCUCUUACAGAUUAAGAAGGCAGGAGGUCCGGAAAGCUCUGAGCGAUCUGUAUGGAAAAUCUGGGGUGCCGGUAGAUGUUGGAGAAAUGGCCUUUCUGAUCUUGAUUAACACGGUGAUGUCAAUGCUGUGGGGAGGGACGCUCAAGGGAGAGAAGCGCGACGCCGUGGGCGCCGAGUUUCGAAAGAUGAUUGCUAAACAAUCGGUGCUCUUAGGUAGUCCGAAUGUUUCGGACUUUUUCCCGGCAUUCGCUUGGCUUGACCUGCAAGGAGUGGAAAGGGAGAUGAAAAGGGUGCAUGAGUGGCUCGAUGAUUUUCUUCAGUCUCUCAUCGAUUGUGCCGUCGGAGGAGGAACAAAUGAACUGUUCGAGCAGAAGGAAGGAGAAUCUGGAAGGGAUGAACAAAAAACGGAUUUCUUGCACAUUUUCCUGGACAUAGAGAUGGAUCUUGAAGAUAACCAGUCACCAAUUGACAAGAACGGAGCGCUCAAAGCCAUUCUUACGGACAUCGUGGUCGGUGGAACCGAUACAACUUCAACAAUGGUCGAGUGGGUGAUGACGGAGUUGCUGCACAACCGAAAUGUGAUGAACAAAGUAGUCCACGAGUUGGCAGAAGUCGUAGGGGAGGAUAAGAUGAUCGAAGAGCACCACCUGCCCAAAUUGAAGUACCUCAAUGCUGCCAUCAAGGAGGCACUUCGCUUGCACCCGGCGCUGCCCUUACUGGUGCCCCGGAUGCCUGAUGCUUCCUGUGUCGUCGGGGGUUACACCAUACCGAAGGGCAGCAACGUAUUCCUGAACGUGGGUUCUAUCCAUAGGGACCCUGCGAUUUGGGACAAACCGUCAGAGUUUAGACCCGAGAGGUUCUUGGAGGAUCCAGACAAGUAUGAUCUCUCGGGCAACGACUUCAGGUACAUGCCGUUCGGAUCCGGUCGGAGGAUAUGCGCGGGGCUUCCGCUGGCAGAGAGGAUGCUAACGUUUAUCUUGGCCUCCCUUUUGCAUUCCUUCGUCUGGGAAUCACCGCACGGGGCCGAGCUGGAACUGUCGGACAAGUUCGGGAUUGUGGUCAAGAAAAUGAAUCCCCUGAUUGCCAUCCCCAGGCCGAGGUUGUCCACUCCAGAGCUCUACAUGUCAACAUAGAUCUUUCAUUAGAGUCUCAGGACUCUUCAUUUCAAUUCUACUAAAUAAAAGUACCCUGCCAGAGUGUUAUAUGUA
Messenger RNA from Rhodamnia argentea, 1859 nucleotides. Its product is annotated as flavonoid 3'-monooxygenase CYP75B137-like. Lineage: Eukaryota; Viridiplantae; Streptophyta; Magnoliopsida; Myrtales; Myrtaceae. Gene Ontology annotation, molecular function: oxidoreductase activity, acting on paired donors, with incorporation or reduction of molecular oxygen; heme binding; iron ion binding. The transcript is spliced from 2 exons. The coding region runs from base 153 to 1784 and encodes 543 amino acids. The record is from RefSeq and is a predicted model, not a curated record.